AUGUAUGUAAAGCUCCUCGUAUGGCUCACUGUCUUGCUAGACAGCUGCUGUUUUGGAGUGGUUGCAUCUGUGGACCAGCGAUGUUAUACAUUUGCAUAUAACGACUCAUCCUGCCCGGAGUCUUGGCAUUACUGGGGAAACUCAUGCUACAAGAUCACUGAGACGAGAUUUAGUUGGGAAGAUGCUAAAGACGAGUGUAGAAACCCGGGUGGUGUUCUGGCUACACCAAGCUCUGAUCAAGAAAACGAGUUUAUAACACAGUUAUUAGCUGAUGGUAUGGUAUGGAUCGACUGCAAUGAUAAAGACGUGGAGGGGACAUGGGAGUGCAGAGAGGGCAACGCGGAGGUCGCUUACAGAAACUGGUAUGAUGGAGAACCGAAUAAUGGCGCAGGAGGCGGAGAUGAAGAUUGUGCGGUCGUGUCUAUAUGGAACAACAAGCGUCAAUGGCAUGAUCUGAGUUGCAUCCACAGAUUAGAGAGAGCUGUUUGCAAAAUGGCAGGAAGACAAGUCCUUCACGUGUGA
Messenger RNA from Asterias rubens (European starfish), 522 nucleotides. RefSeq names its product ladderlectin-like. Bases 1 to 522 code for a protein of 173 amino acids. Lineage: Eukaryota; Metazoa; Echinodermata; Asteroidea; Forcipulatida; Asteriidae. The transcript has a single exon. The record is from RefSeq and is a predicted model, not a curated record.